CGUCACAUUAUUUUGGGGGCGUGUGCAAUGAUCUGCUGUCACGCCCAUUGCAUGUGUACCUGUGCCAGUACCUGUGCCAUGCCAAUGGCUCUGAAGAAUGAUCUUACAGCUUUAGGAUGGCACCUCUCCCCAGAGGGUCUGGUCAAGUGUCAGGAGGUCUGCAAGGAGAAGGGAUGGACUCUCAAUGUUACAAACAUUGUCAAAGUCGCUCUAGAUAUGGAUCUUCGUACUGUUGGAGAUAACUCCCUACCAGUUGAUGUUGUACGCUCCAUGACUGGGGAAGUGGUGGGCCCCCUAGUGCUCCAGAUACAGAAAGUGAAGAACGUAGCGAUGCCCUCUAACAAGCAGCACCUGCCCUCACCCAGCAGGAGGAUGCUUAGGCUCCAACUCACCGAUAGUGGUGAGUACAUGAGUGCUAUAGAGAGCGAUGGAGCUAUCGACAAACUAAGUCCAACGACUGCUCCCGGUACAAAACUCAGACUAAAGGGCAACGUGAGGGUGGUCAAUGGGUUCCUCCUACUGACCAGAGGGGGAGUGGAGGUGCUCGGUGGACAGGCUGAAACUCUGCUCAAGAAAUGGAACCUCAAUAAGGGAAUGACUGAUAUCAGCCGUAGCAGAACUGGCACGGCUAGUGGACCCCCUCCCUUUGUCCCAUUAAGAGACAACCAUGGGAAGAGCAAUAGCAGAGACAAUCGUCCCACUAGCAAGCAGACAAAUGAACUCAGCAAAACUACUAACACUCGUAAGCUCACACAACAAAACCAACAGGAUCCUGAUAAACCAACUCGUACCCAAAUGGACAAACCUGCAGAAAGAUUACAGCGAAAACCCGACAGAAAACCUGAAGCUAGCUUCACCAAUAAAUUACCAACUAAACAAGAGGAUGCGACAAGGCGACCGAGACAAGAUAGAGGCAGGCAACGAGAAGAUGAUGAUGAUGAGUAUCAGCCCAGCACCAGACCAACAGGAGACUAUCAACUUGCAGACUGGUUUGGCAAAAAACUUAAACUGAGCGACAACAAGACGUCCAACUGGGAAGAUGCAAUAACAUACGAUGCAAUGGCCGAACAGCUAGAAACUUCAUCACUAACCACAAAUCACUCCCAUCAGCACCACUACAGAAAUGAUGCAUACAGCAGGAGAGGCAAUGAAACACAGGUACGCGAGGGAACAAGAUAUCACCGCGGUAGAGACAGACAAGAAAGAACAGAUGGUUUUGAACGAGCUAUGCGUGCACCGAAUGAAAGGUCUCAUCGUUCACAACAAAGUGAGUAUCCAGGGACGACCAACGAGAGCACCAGACCAACAGGAGACUAUCAACUUGCAGACUGGUUUGGCAAAAAACUUAAACUGAGCGACAACAAGACGUCCAACUGGGAAGAUGCAAUAACAUACGAUGCAAUGGCCGAACAGCUAGAAACUUCAUCACUAACCACAAAUCACUCCCAUCAGCACCACUACAGAAAUGAUGCAUACAGCAGGAGAGGCAAUGAAACACAGGUACGCGAGGGAACAAGAUAUCACCGCGGUAGAGACAGACAAGAAAGAACAGAUGGUUUUGAACGAGCUAUGCGUGCACCGAAUGAAAGGUCUCAUCGUUCACAACAAAGUGAGUAUCCAGGGACGACCAACGAGAGACACGGGACUCACAGAGACAACAGAACACAUAUACAUAAUGCUCGAGGCAACAGAACUCACAAUGAAAGAGGCAGCAGAACACACUAUGAUCGAGGCAAUAAAACACAUUAUGAUCGAGGCAAUAGAACACAUUAUGAUCGAGAUAAAGGAGCCUCUUAUGACAGGCCAAAGUAUCACACUACAACAACCACUGCUCACACUGAUGAUCGAGGCAAUAGAACACACUAUGAUCGAGGUAAAGAAGCCUCUUAUGACAAGCCAAAGUCUCACACUAUAACAACCACUGCUCACACCAAUGGCAAGCAACAACAAACAGACAAACAGUAUGGCGGCCCUGACGGUGAUAGCAGAAAACCAUACCUACCGCAGGAGUCAAGCAGACAACAAGAACAAUGUUAUCAGCCCAAACGAAAAGAAGAGGCCCCCGUCGUUAAGGAGGUGUGGAUGCAAUCAUCAGCGUCAUCUAGUGAUCAUUGGGACUGGUUGGGAUCUACCACGACCGCUGUACCCUUCUCUGCCAAACGACAGAACUGAAUUAAAUUUAAACUAUUAAUUAGUCUUGUUUAUACAUAAUUAUUAUGUUAUGUAGCACAACAAACAGUCAACAAG
Messenger RNA from Halichondria panicea, 2247 nucleotides. RefSeq lists its product as uncharacterized. NCBI's taxonomy places the organism in Eukaryota, Metazoa, Porifera, Demospongiae, Suberitida, Halichondriidae. The record is from RefSeq and is a predicted model, not a curated record. The coding region runs from base 28 to 2172 and encodes 714 amino acids. The transcript is spliced from 5 exons. Gene Ontology annotation, cellular component: nucleus.